AUGGCUUCUUAUCCGCGUGUCAAUCGACAAAUUACCGUCGAACGUUGCGAAAAAUUUAUAUCGGAAAGUUUCUUUACCGAUGUAAACUUACGUUCCUCACUUUACGUCAAGAGAACAGGCUCGGAAAAGUACAUUCAGUUACUUGUGUAUAAAGUUCCGAGCCUCAAACGCAUUAGCUUUGAGGAGGCGGUUAAAGGAAAUUACGAACCUGCAAAGCGUGGUGACACUUUCGGUCCCAGUUGGUCCACACAUUGGUUUCACGUUCAUGUCACUAUUCCUGAAGAUUGGAAGCAUGAGGAAGUGCAGUUCGUAUGGGAUGCAAAUAAUGAAGGGAUGGAGGUGAUAGCCGCCGAGUCGAAUAUGUCCUUACGCGUCGCUCCAAGGGUGGCGAGGAAUUUGAAUUCUAUAUUGAGAUGGCUUGUAAUGGUCGAACUGACCGUACCCAAUCAGAGGGCCUGGAAGCUGUUCUAUGAUUUUGAAAUCAUACUCGAGAUGGCCAAAGAAAUUCCUCACGAUACUAUGAGAUCGGCUCAAGCCCUUCACACUGCGAAUAGUAUAGUUAACGCAUUCCGUCCGAACGAUGAAAGUUCCAUCGAUGAAGCUCUCGACAUUUCUCGCGAGUUUCUAAAACAUAAAAAUGGCAACACACAACUCAGAUUGACGGCCGUUGGAAACUGUCACAUUGAUACGGCUUGGUUAUGGCCGUUUGACGAAACCAAGAGAAAGGUGGCGAGAAGCUGGUCAACGCAAAUUGGACUGAUGGAACUCUAUCCCGAUUAUAAAUUUGUUUGCUCCCAGGCGCAACAAUUCGAAUGGCUAAAAAUUUACUAUCCCGAGUUAUUCAAAAAAGUUCAAGAGAAAUCUGCCGACGGGCAAUUCUUACCUAUCGGCGGGACUUGGGUUGAAAUGGAUUGCAACCUUCCAAGUGGGGAGGCGUUCUGCCGACAAUUCCUAUUCGGACCAGGAGAACUAAUACGCAGCGUCAGAAACCAUAAAGACAAAGAAUUAAGCGACGAAGCUCUCUUGUUAUUUGGCAACGGGGAUGGUGGUGGUGGACCGCUUGCAUCCAUGAUCGAACGUCUUCAUCGAUUGAGAGAUGUUGAUGGUCUGGCUAAGGUCGAUAUGGGUUCGGCAGAUGAUUUUUACGAAAGACUUGAGAGGAAUUCUUCAGAAUUGGUUUCUUGGAAGGGUGAAUUGUAUUUUGAGCUCCACAGAGGCACGUAUACGUCACAUGGACGGAUCAAACGGUACAAUCGUAAAUCCGAAUUGCUCUUGCGAGACGUUGAAAUCUUGUCUACGUUCGCCUCACACGUCGAACAGGGAAAUGGCGCGUAUCCAAAAGAAACGUUGGAGGAACUAUGGAAAUAUGUUUUGUUAAACCAAUUUCACGACGUCCUACCGGGCUCCUCUAUUGAAAUGGUUUAUGAUGAUGCUUACAAGUUUUAUGAAGAUGUUGAGAAAAGAGGCAUUGAACUUCGAGAAAAAGCUCUCGGAAUACUCCUCGGGAAGCCUUCAUCUACCCCAUGUGCUGAAGAAGGGUUACUGGUUUUCAAUACACUCGGUUGGAGUAGGACCGAGGUCGUCGAAGUUCCAGUUUCUCCGGGAUUAGGUCCUUUCGCUCAAUACGCCACGGAUCAAAAGUCUGGCUAUGUUCUUGUUAAGGACACUGCUGGAUUGGGUAUCCAAAGCGUUGACGUUGGUAUAAGUGACAUCACUUCUCCUGCGACUG
Acaulospora colombiana is the source of this 1729-nucleotide messenger RNA. Lineage: Eukaryota; Fungi; Glomeromycota; Glomeromycetes; Diversisporales; Acaulosporaceae. The record is from the annotation of a GenBank genome assembly.